Molecule: messenger RNA, 1209 nt
Organism: Trachymyrmex cornetzi
Lineage: Eukaryota; Metazoa; Arthropoda; Insecta; Hymenoptera; Formicidae
Exons: 3
Coding region: 270-713 (147 amino acids)
Source: RefSeq, a predicted model, not a curated record
ACUCCUAGUACACCGCGCGGUGCGAUGACUUCUAGAACACCUUACACUACUACGCCAGGAACAGUCAGCGGAAUGAAUCAAGAAGCAAUACAGCGAGUUGCACAGAAUCUUCCACAUCACAUGUUACACUCGUUAUCACAAGUGGCGAAUCAAACGCCGCAUCAUUAUCCGCCACACACCCCGGGAGCGGCUAGUACUACCGGCUAUGGCGAAGGACACACGUAUACAGUCCCAAUACGCCGUACACGCCGUCUGGUCAAACUCCGUUUAUGACCCCGUACCAGACGCCGCAUCAUAGCCAGCCCACUCCCAGAUACGGUCAACAAACCCCUAGCCAUCAUCAAGGGCCCUUUGUACAUCCGCCGCCGCCCUCGAUGACACCCAGCCAUCACAGGUCUGCUCAAUCGCACAGACCUACACCACCCCUGUCUACUCCUUCCGGUGAUCCCAUGGAUUGGAAGAAAGCCGCCGAAGCAUGGGCACGUUUAAAAAGCGGUCCUCGAGUCUCCGGAUCGACGCCUAGAUACGAAGAGUCUAGAAAAACUCCGCGUAGCUAUGACGAGUCAUCUGGCAGAACGACGCCUUCCGGAAGGAGUAGACCCUCCACACGUACUCCAUCGUAUAAAUCUCCGCGAGGUACUCCACACACGAAUUCUAGUCCACGGAGUAUGUCCCUCAGCGGAGAUGGUACUCCUUUAUACGACGAGAGCUAACGGGAUUGUGCAUAGCUGAUUUAUAUUUAUUAGUUACGUCUCAUAUCAUGCUAUGUAUGAAAUAGUAAGAGUACGCGUCUCAAAACAUCGUUGAUCGCUCGCGUCGAAUCGAUCAUUGAUCGCUGUAGACAUGCAACAUGCGUAGUGAAUUCCACUUUCUUGCACGCGAGAUUUUGUUUGCGAAUCAAGAAAGGAAUCGUCGAUUGGUUAUUAUAAACUACGGUGUUGUACUGUAAUUUAUUUAUUAUGUAAUAUUUUCGCGGUUUCUUCCUAUGUACAUAAUACAAUUUUAUGGAAACUUUAUGAAGGCCUCAUGAACACGCUCUGCAAUUUCUUGAUUCACUUUCCUACACAUUGAUGGCAUCAAUGAGAAAAAUAAUUUGAAUAAAAAAUUGGAAUUUACUAUAAUUUACGAACGGUUCUUAUUUAUCAGUGACUAUAGAAAGAUAUUAAAUAUAAGACUACGGUCAAAAUAGAAUCAUAAUAUUUUACAAGA